Messenger RNA from Chlamydomonas reinhardtii, 3933 nucleotides. RefSeq lists its product as uncharacterized. The record is from RefSeq and is a predicted model, not a curated record. The coding region runs from base 570 to 2441 and encodes 623 amino acids. The transcript is spliced from 14 exons. Gene Ontology annotation, molecular function: malate dehydrogenase (decarboxylating) (NADP+) activity; malate dehydrogenase (decarboxylating) (NAD+) activity; NAD binding. NCBI's taxonomy places the organism in Eukaryota, Viridiplantae, Chlorophyta, Chlorophyceae, Chlamydomonadales, Chlamydomonadaceae. Gene Ontology annotation, biological process: malate metabolic process; pyruvate metabolic process.
GCCAAGCACAAACAGCCAUACAGAUCUACGGUUUGCCCUUUCCUCGGUGGGCCAAACCGGCACGCCCAACAACCGGCACCCCUCCAGGCGUGCCGCGGACAGCCGUGUACGCAGACCCCGCCGAUUGUUGCUCUUGUGCUUUAUGCAAAUGCCUACUGAUAAUGUAUGUGCCACGCCUAACCUGUAACCUAAACCCGUGUCGGGCCUGCGGGGCCGUGUUUGCGCUGCAUCCCUGCUGGGGACAGCGGUUUUCAUGUCGAGCAGCCUGCCCACAUCUGCUACUACAGCAGGCCUGACCACUAAUCCACUGUCCCCUACAGUCCUGGCCACUCCGGCUCCUCGUCCUGCAUCCCAGGAGGGAGCCGGCACGGGGGGACCGUAAGGGCAACCAGGGGAGGGCAACAGACUACUGCCGUCGCUGCUGGUCACCAACAAAAUUUCAUGUCUCGAUGCCUGUGUGUGGCAUCGCGAGUCGCCCCAGAUUUGCGUAUACGCGGUGAUUCCGUAAUUGCCGUCGGUUGACGUCGGUUUCACGACAGGCUAAGUUGCCAUAGAAAAGCAGAAGAGAAAUGAAGCUGCAGUCGACAAGCUUCCGCGCUUCGGUCAGGAGUGGUCGCCAGGGUCACUUGCUGGCCCCGGCGAAUUGCCACAAUGCCCAUACAGCACGGUCAUUGCAUCUCAACGCAACCGCGUUCAAAGACACGCCCGCCCAGGCUGACAUGAAUGCCGCGACAUCGGAGGCGAGCAUUAAGCUGCCUAUGAACCUGUCAACUGAGGCUGCCCCACCGGGCGUGCGGGCUGAUGUGCAGGGCGCCGGCCCCUUCGCGACGGCCGGGCCGCAGCCGAUCGACAAGUACAUGUGGCUCCGCGACCUGCGUAUGGCGUCGCCCUCGUCGUACUUCCGUGUUCUCGUCAACAAUACCCUGGACGUGCUGCCCUACAUCUACACCCCCACCGUUGGCAAGGCCUGCCAGGAGUACCACACCCUGGGCAUUGCCACGCGUGGCCUGUACCUGCGCAUCGACCAGGACAAGGGCAAGAUCCUGGAGCGGCUCAAGGCCUGGCCGCAGAAGCGCGUGCGCACCAUCGUGGUCACAGACGGCGAGCGCAUCCUGGGGCUGGGCGACCUGGGCGCGAACGGCAUGGGCAUCAGCGAGGGCAAGAUCGAGCUGUACACGGCCGCCGCGGGCGUGAAUCCCGCCGUGUGCCUGCCGGUGUGCCUGGACGUGGGCACCAACAACGUCAAGCUGCGUGAGCACCCCAAGUACAAAGGCGUGCGCGCGGCGCGGCCGCCGCAGAAGGAGUACGACGAGUUUGUGCAGGAGUUCAUGGAGGCCAUCAGGGCCUGGCAGCCGCACACGCUGAUCCAGUUUGAGGACUUUGGCAACACUAACGCCUUCAGGAUCUUGGACAAGUAUCGGGAUGACUACUGCUGCUUCAACGACGACAUCCAGGGCACCGCCGCCAUCACUCUGGCGGCGCUGCUGGCGGCACUGCGUGUGACGGGCCAGCGCCUGGCGGACCAGCGCAUCCUGUUCCUGGGCGCGGGCGAGGCCGCUGCCGGUAUUGCCACGCUCAUCUCGUAUUGCAUGACUCGCCGCGACAACAUCGAGCCCGCGGCCGCCCGCCAGCGCUGCCACCUGAUGGACAGCAAGGGCCUGGUGAUCGCCAGCCGCACCGACCUGCAACACCACAAGCGGCCCUUCGCGCACAGCGACGUGCCGCCCUGCACCACGCUGAUUGAGGCGGUGCGCGCCAUCAAGCCCACCGUGCUCAUCGGCGCCAGCGCGGUGCCAAACUCCUUCACCCAGGAGGUGGUGGAGGCGAUGGCGGAGCUGAACGCGCGACCCAUCAUCUGCCCCCUGUCUAACCCCACUUCCCAAGCGGAGUGCACCUUUGAGCAGGCCUGGAAGUGGACGAACGGCCGCGUGCUGUUCGCCAGCGGCUCGCCGUUCGACCCCAUCACCGACGCCCAGGGCAUUGCGCACCACCCGCCCCAGGCCAACAACGCCUACAUCUUCCCGGCCGUGGGCCACGCCGCGGUGCUCACCAAAUCCAAGCGCGUGCCCGAGGAGUUGUUCCUGGUGGCUGCGGAGCAGCUGGCUGCUAUGGCCACUGUCGAGGAGCUGUCGCGCGGCCACCUGUUCCCCGUGUUCAGCCACAUCCGCGACAUCUCCGCCUCCAUCAUGGCCUCCUGCGCGCACUACCUGGUGACCGAGGGACUGGGCCGCAACCCGCGCGGCUGGAGCCAGGAGGACCUGGAGCAGGGCAACGGCUGGCGCCGCGCCGCGCGCGCCGCCAUGUGGAGCCCGCCCGCGGCGGGCAGCGCCACCGCCUCCGCCUCCAUGGAGGACGUCACGCCGCUGUCGUCCAUGGACCUCCUGCCGGCGCCGGGCGCCGAGAAGCCGCCCGCGCCACUCAUGUCGGGCGAGCUGUGGUAGGGGAGGCGGGGUGUGGUAGGGGCGGCGGGGUGUGCGAAGGGUGCAUGUGCCGCGUGCGCGUGCCGCCUGCGUGUGUGUACGGCAUGGAGGCGAAGGAGGGACGAGGAGGAGGAGGAGGAGGAGGAGGAGGAGGAGGAGGAGGAGGAGGAGGAGGAGGAGGAGGAGGAGGAGGAGGAGGAGGAGGGACGAGCAGGAGGAGGGCCGUGAGAGAGGAGGAGGAGGGCCGUGAGAGAGGAGGAGGAGAAGGUUGCGAGGAUCAGACCCAACGUACUGGGAGGGAGGAGGUUGGGCGGUGACAGCGGCGGCUGCGUGCGACGUUGAUGUGUGUAGGCCGGGGGCGCGGCUGACGCGUUGAGCGCGGGCGAAGCCACACACGUGCGGGUAGCCGGGAGCGUGAUCUGGGUGCGGGUGGGUUCGAGCAUUCUUUGUUGGUCAUGAUUGCAUGGGCAGCGUUGUGACGUGUGGGCAGCGCAGGCGAGAUAACCACUGCGUUCGCAACGACGCCAGCGAGAAUGGCGGAUUCAUAGCGAUUGCAGACAGGGGCGGGACUGCGCCCUAGCCCGGGCUGACUUUAUACAAUCUACUUCACUUGGUCAAAUGCUAAUUGUCAAGAGGAACGAAUUGACGUAUAAAGGGUGCGGUGCAGGAGGGAGAGGGAGAGCAGGUGAAUGAUGCCUGCUGUCCCCUUGUUUUGGACACUACGGUAGAUUGCGUGUGCGAUGGGACAGUGGUAAGGCAGGUUGGUGAAGUCCGGUAGGGUGCAGCUGAUUCCCAGAACCCAGCAGAUGGCAAACAAUUUGCAACGGCAGGGCAGGAGUGCGCGGCCGGUCGAACGCCGGAGUUACUGUACCGACGGUAGAUUGCGUGUGUGACGAUCCGCGCCCGCACCACCCGCCAUGUGUUUUCGUGUGACAUGAGUGGGGCAUUUUUUGCUCCAGUCAUGUCGCGAGUCUGGUAUUCAAAUAAUUUUUCAGGCCGAGAACACAUGCACAUGCGGUGAUGCAGUGUGUGUGAUAUGCCGCGUGGGACGCCCCGUCCGAUGAGUCUUGCGAGGCUUCCGUGAUUAGGAAGCUGCAGGUUGCUGGCGUCUCGGGCUAAGGGUAACAGUCCGGCAAGCGGUCGCGCACACAUAACGCAGCAGGACUUUGCCGGGGUUAUCAAGGAUUGUUGUUGGUGGUUUGUUGGGUUGGGAAGGCCUGGCUCGCAGCAGCGUGUGGGAAUUUUGGUGUGACCAUUUUAUGGGCUGGGUAGGGUACGCGGCGAAUAGGGUCGCUUUUUAUAUGUAGUGCAGCGUGGUCCCUUGGCCACUGCUGCUGGUUGCCCUCAGCCCUCCUAUUGCGAGGGAGGGAUGUAGUGUGCGGCUGGCGAGGAAUGCGGCUGUGCUGGGUAGGUUGGGUGCGGGGCGAACAAGGGCGGAGUCCAGCUCUCACUGUUGCCUCAAGUGAGUCCCCUAGCCCUACAGCGCGGCCUUUCCUUGUAAGAGUGAGGCAUG